Molecule: messenger RNA, 1463 nt
Organism: Acyrthosiphon pisum (pea aphid)
Lineage: Eukaryota; Metazoa; Arthropoda; Insecta; Hemiptera; Aphididae
Exons: 2
Coding region: 1083-1445 (120 amino acids)
Source: RefSeq, a predicted model, not a curated record
UUGCUUUAAGCUUCUUCAAUAUUAUCAAACUAAGGUCCUAUUAGCCCCAUUAGCCCCCCCCCCCCAAAUCUCAAACGCUAUUUGCGCCUAUGGUACUUAUAGAUAGUCGUGCUAUUAACUGAGCUAUUAAUACUAAUAUUUUGUUUUAAUGAUUUAUGUACUUUUAUGUGUUAUUGACAUUAUUUUGACAUUUUGUUAACAUAUAUAUUUGUUGUGUACAUGCACCUCAUGAUGCAUCCAAAACUACAUUUAGUGUUUCCAAAAAUGAGGGAGAAAAAGCUUUGGGAAUGGUUUUAAAAAAGAGCCAUCGUGCCUGCGCUAAACAUUUUGAAACUUAUGAAAUUAAAAGUACUUGGGAGUCUGGCGAAGGAUUAAAUAAAUACACGGUAAAUUUAAUAUAAAAAUGGUAAGUUACCUACUAUAAAAUUAAUAUUUAUUUCUUAGAUAUGUUUGAAAAUUCCGAGAUUAGUAGAAGGGGCUGAAGCGAAGUCAAUGUUAAAUUGUGAAAAUAAUGUUUCAAAUGAUCAAAAUAAAAAUGUAGAGGUUUGAAAAUUAAUAAUAUAAUUGAUAUAAUUUUGAUUAUUAACUUUAACAAUACUUAACAAAUUAAUAUUAAAUAGACUUUUGAAUCUGAGAAUAAAUUGUUUCCAUUUAAAACGGAUCCAAUACAACUCUUGAGUGAUUCUCAGAUAAAACCUAUAUGCAAAUCACCUAUUUUUAUCCAAACAUAACACAAUAAAAACCACGGCUUUAGAGUUUAGAUUAUCUUAGGUAAUAUCAUAGAACAAUGGUAAUAUUUUAAUACGUAAUAAUUAACUAAUAACUCUCAUUUUUAAAAAUAUAUUAAAAAAUAUAUUAAUAUUGUUACCUAUGUUGCUAACAUGAUAAUUAUUUGCCAUUUGGUUAGUAUAUAAAUCCGCUGGGAGCGCUCUAUGAUCUUAGGUAUUUGGUAAGAACAUUCUCAACACACUUUUUCUCGUUUCGUUACGCAACCGUACUAUCUUAAACCGUGGUAAAGACGUAUACUUUGACGAACAUAAUCAUUCGUAGUCUGCGUGUUUCCGUACUUCUGAUAUUUGUAUAUGUCCGAACGAAAUAUGUCGCAAGAAAAUAAUAGUAUAAAAUUAAUUACUGGCAAACGAGGCAAUUUGUUGGUUGUAUUUAAAAAUUAUAAGUAUAGUAAAAAUAAAAAAUACGCGUCUGGUGAAAUAAAAUGGAGGUGCAAUAACAAAAAUUGUAAUGCAUUUAUAAAAACUGUUGGAGCUGAGCAGCAUAAUAUUGCUUUAACACAUUUUGCAAAUGAUACUCACAUUACUUCAUGCCUUCCAAUUUCCAUCCAAACACUAGAAAAACAAGAAAUAAGUAGUUGUGUAAAGAGGAAAACGGUGGAAGAUAUUCGUGAUAAACCGGGUAUGUGGACAAACCGAUUUCAGAAACCGGUAUAAACCGUUUUUAAACCGAAA